GGCUGCGGGAUCGAGCGUCAUCUGUCUUCGGGUAGAUAGGGAGUAGAAUUGGGUUUAUCUCCUUUCAACGUUGCGCCUGGUCAUUCAAGUCAACCACCAUGUCCUCUCUUCUGCAGCUCCCGAAUGAGAUCCUCGCCGACGUUCUCCGGCACUGCCCCGAUUUCUCGACCCUCUGGAGUCUCAUCCAUGCCUCCUCGCGGCUGUCGGCUGUCUUUGAUGCCCGCGCGGGAGAAAUUGUCAACGCCAUUCUGCUGGCGAGCGUACCCCCUCCGACCCGCGACCUCAUCCAGGCCGUGGUGACCAUCCGCCUCGGGUCUUUCGAGUUCCAGUCGUAUUACCAAUUUCUGCGCCAUCCUCUCGCUGUCUGUCAGGGCUUGGACCCCACCGUACCCCCGCCUUUGCUCCGAAAGCUGGUGGGCCUAGCGCAUCGGGUUCAUGCUCUGGCGCACCUAUGUCUCAACCGAUGCUUGCGCCGAUGCGAGUCAGUCUUGUGCCCGGGGGCAUCGUCCCCGUCGUGGACAGAAGAGCAGCGGGCCAUCCUGGGGUUUUGGCACGUACAGUUCUUCUACGAGCUCAAGACGGGCGCAUGUAAAGCACGGUUGAACUGGCCGGCCAGCGACCUCGCCUCUCUGCGCACUAGCACCCCCAGCACGUUUCGAUUUCGAAAGCCGGUGCAAUGUGAGCAAGCGUGGACGGCCAUCGAGCUGAUCAACGAGCUCUCGGGGCAACACCCGGCGACUCCGGCGUGGACCUGCCCGCCCCAUCGAUUCCAGCUACCGCAGCCCCCUCGCGCAAGCGAAUUUGGCUGGGACUGUCCCCCAGCUCCGUCCCCUCAGGCGUUGGCGCCAAACCGGCGGCCUCGCGAGCGAGCCUCGGACCGGGCGCCCAUGCCCCCUCCCUUGCCCGGGCCCGGUCCGCGUGCCUCGACACGGGCGCCGGCGACACCCAGUGAUGCGAUGCCUGCUCCUCGCCCUCCGGUGAUGAGGGGGUUCGGGACUUGGCCAGAAUGGAGGGAUCUCGAGCGGGGCUCCGUCGGAUGGGAGCUGUUUCGGACAAUGGCGUCGAAUCCUGAGGCGGGGUCCCUGGCGGGGCUUCGCUUCGACCCUUAUCGCAAAUUCGGGCUUCUGCUCUGGGAAGAGCAACGGAUGGUGGAUUGGGGGCUGUGGCCUCAGGAGGCUCGCCUGGAAUCUGCGGGAGAUUGUUACCAGCGAUGGCGCGAGCUGCUAGGCGAGGAGGAAAUUGCACGGCACUCGGGGCGGGCGUAUCCGACAACCAGCCGAGCGAGCCGGCGAGGCUGAAAGAUAGCUAAGCCCAGAUG
This is a messenger RNA of Aspergillus ibericus CBS 121593, 1318 nucleotides long. RefSeq lists its product as uncharacterized. The transcript has a single exon. The record is from RefSeq and is a predicted model, not a curated record. The coding region runs from base 99 to 1298 and encodes 399 amino acids. Lineage: Eukaryota; Fungi; Ascomycota; Eurotiomycetes; Eurotiales; Aspergillaceae.